CUGGCCAACUAUCAUCGUCACGCUCAAUCUUUUGCCAACCGUCCCAUCAGCCCUUCCACUAUCCUUCACCUUCCUGAUUUUGUUCCUUUAGGGCUGGAUGUGCUGCCUUACAUCCAGAAUCUAGGUUGGGAGUUUCUGCUGUCCCUGAAGCGUCAUCCACUCUCAUUUGUCCUGAGGCAGUAAGAUGUUUCUUUUCCAAGCUUCGAUAUUUUGGCCUUCAAUCUCGCACUCUGUCAUCCCUUGUUCAUGUUCACAUGAUUAUUCUUACUUUCAUGAUCUUCGACGUUUUCUUCAUAUACCUGCUUUCGGGGAAGCCCUUGCUCAUCCUGCUGAGCUGCCCCUGUUCAACUUUGAUGUUGCUACAGAGGCUGUCCACCUUACUGGCCACGAACCAUAUCAUGAUCUUACUUUCUCCUCAGCCCUCCUACUACCCUUGUUACAAACCUUCCAUUAUCUACUCAGUAGGGUGUUCCUCCCUCGUUCUAUCUUCCUUGAUCGAGUAAUUCCUCUUGAUCUCUGGAUCCUUGCCCAUGUUGUUGCUGCUGUUCCUUUAGAUUUUUCCCAUCUUCUAUUCGGUGCUCUUCUCCCUUUCAUUGAUCACAACUUUCAUGAUCCUCUACCUUUUGGAGCCAUGAUUACUCGUCUUCUGCUUGCCCUGCCACUAGAUUUGUCCGCCUAUCAUACUGAAUCUCCUACUCAGUGGCUCAAUGCGGAUGAGGUCCUAAAUGAAAUCGGGAAUGCAAUUGAGGGGGAGGAUGAUGGCCCCUUUAUACACUGGAUCAGCAGUGACUCCGAGCUAGAAGAUGAAGCUGAAGCUGGGGAAGAAUCAGUAGAACCAGAAGCACCAGAAGCUCCUAUUGCGUUUGAUAGACCGUUAAUUGCACAUGUUUUUACCCCUAUUCUUGAGUCGUUUGAGAUGUUGAUUCUCGUGAUUUAGGCUCAUUUCCCGCUAGGUUGUGCUUGUUUGUGAUAUUUCAUGUCCUAGUACGUGAAUGAAUGUUUAGGAACGAGUUCAGGGUCAAUUGGAAGGAGAUCAGACGUUUGGCGAGAAGCUGAGGAAGUCACACGGGCAUGCCUAAAACCCACACGACCGUGUGGUUGUGGCCGUGUAGGAUGGCUGAUGUCCACUUAUCAAAACGCCGCGUUCUGUGCAACUCACACGGGCAGCUGGAAAAGCCACACGGCCGUGAGGCCUGCCCGUGUGGUCGGGAAUUUCUAGGUUUUAACCCAAUUUCGAGCCAAAGGAGAGGGAAUCGACUUUUUGGAGCAAAAACAGAGCCCUAGAGAGAGAACCUACCGAAGAACACCCCCCUAAGAGUGGUUUUGGAGCUGGGUUUCAUCAAUCAAGCUUGGAAAUCAUCCUUGGAGUGAAGAUCAUCAUCCCAUAGCAUAUUCUUCCCAUUGUUAUGAGUAUGACUGCUUUGUAUUCUGUUUCCCUCCCUCUCUCUAUGGAGUAGAACCCUCUCUCACUUGGGUAUGAAGAACCCUAGUUCUAUGUGUUAGGGAUCAUUAUUGUAACGACAUUUGGAUUGUGAUAUUGCUUGAUUAUAAUCGAUUGAAGUGUGUUGAUUGAGUCAAUUGAAGUCUGAUCAUCUUUUAUUGAUUUCUGCUGCAACCUGAGAUAGAUAGAAUCUGAUUAGGUUGUUAGAGCUUCUUUAAUCAGUAGUAGUGAAUCGAUUAUACGAGAGUCAGUCGAUUCACUACUUUGUACUGGAAUCUAAUUCCAGUAGUGGAGUUCUGUGUUCAUUGCCUUAGCAUUCUAUCCCGGUGAAGACUAGUCGUCUGUCGGGUAGUUUGACUGAGAGGGCUUGGUCAGCUUAAGCGAUUCCAAGCUAUUGUCAGAUCUUCCGCAGUAUAAUCAGCAGUAAAGCAACCAAAAGUAAUUACAACUGUGACCUAACUAAGGAGCUAGGGGGACUCAUUCCCGAGUGACUCUUCCUUUGCUUUAGAAAACCGAACCAUUUCAUGCUUUCUUACUGCUUUUAGUUAAAACCAAAAUCAAUCAACUUAGUUGGCUAGAUAAUAGAUAUUCACGGAGUAGGCAGUAGAUCUAGACCUGGGGUUGAUAAUUAGAACUUGCCACUUUACUGCAUUUCCGGACUGCGAUUACACUUGGUCGCAGUUUGGUGUUGUAUUUUAGCAUGUCAGCGUCAUUUGCAGCUGCUCUCCAAGACUUAUAUGGCUCAAGCUCUUAGUCUGAUUCUGAAUCCCCUACCGCAGCAGCUGCACUGGAUGAUCCUGUGUCUUUUGAUUAUAGUUCAGAUCCCUAGUCUAGUCUUAGUGUCUGUUUUAAGUGAAGAGCAUUAUGGUUGUUUUUGUUUUCUCGAACUCAGGGAGAGUCCUGCGAGUCUUUUCUGACAUUUUGUUUUCGCUCAGAGGGAGGGUUUGUUGUGUUUGCUGAACUUGGUUAAUGUGUUGUUGUACUUGGUUGAGACUGGUGUUUGCUUUUCUCUAUUUACUGUGUUAUGAAUUGUGCUGCUUGAUCCUGUGUGGAAAGGUUGUUUGAUAAAUGCAAGAUAUAAGCAAUCUGCAAUCUCCGACUUAGGGGGAGAUUGUUGGAGUAUUCAUGGAAGGUCAAGUAUGAGCUUUCAGAUUAUGACCGUUGCGCAAUCACAUGAGUCUCAAAAAGGAAACUUCACAAAGGUUUCCUUAGCAGCUUCCAACGGCUAGCUCUCUUAGGGAAAUAUAUAUGGUUAAUCUUGUGCUUGUACAAGGCACUUUUUGUAAGAGCUAGAGUGGUAAAGGACUUGGCACAGGAGUUACAAAAAGGGUUGACGAAUAGUUGAGGUAAAGGUUCAACUUUCAUCAAGGCAGAUACAGAUCAGGGGUUGAUCUGGGUUCUUUGUUUUUAUUUUUCGUCUUUACUCUGUUUUUCUUAUUGUUCAUUCUUUGUUUUUCUGUCAAAAUUAAAAAUCAAACAAAGGGUCUCCCAGACCAUAUUAUGGGACGUGGAAGUACACCAUUGCACUUGGGAGAACCUUGUUAAAAACGUCUUGUGUCCUGUGUUCUUCUGCAAUUUCCCAUUCAAUUUUAUCUUCCCUCUGUUAUGGAGAAACUCUGCUUCUCCUCUGUUCUUGAUUCUGCUGUGUUUCAAGUUCGUGCCGCAGCUUAGUAAUCAGAGGGAUUUGGGCUUUCGGAGCUUGUGAUCUGCUGUCUAUCUUAUUAGGCCCCUACUUCAAUUCAGCCCACUUCUUUUGGUAGAUCUGCCGAGAACUGGUCAAAAAGAAAUCAUUUCCUUCUUCUUCGUCCAGUCUCGCGCUUCGAUCUAUCCUCUGUUCUUCCUUGAUCUAAUCCCCAAAUUGUCUCUGAGGGUUUCAAGGGUCUCCUUGUCGUAAGCCCCGGGUUGGCUUGAAGUACCCUAACGGAGUAACAUUCAUCAGCACAGAAAAAAACGAAGAUUGGAGGCAUUCAUGUAUCCAACCCUGCCAGACUGAGUUAAAACCCAUCUUGUCAGAAGAAACGGCCAUUCGACUCUAUCAUAGGCCUUUUCCAUGUCAACCUUAAGAGCCAUGUACCCCUUCUUACCUUGCUUUUUGAUUUUCAAAUAAUGCAUUAACUCGUGCCCAAGGAGGAUAUUCUCAACAAUUUGGCAAUCCCGAAUGAACGCAUUUUGGCCUGCCGAGACGAUAUGAGGUAAGAGGCACGAUAAACGUUCAGCCAAGAUCUUGGUUAUAAUUUUAUACAAAAAUUGGCAUAAACUGAUUGGGCGCAACUGCGUCAUAGACUCCACAUUCGCUACUUUGGUGAUCAGCGUGAGCCAGGUGUGAUUGAAGCUACGGAGCAUCCUGCUAGUCGUAAAAAACGAACAGACUACGUCAACCACCGAAUCACCCACAAUUCCCCAAAAGGCCUUGAAGAAUUUGCCCGUGAAACCAUCUGAGUCCGGGGCUUGUUUAGAUCCCAUAGCGAAUACAAUUUACGAACCUCAUCCGGGAGGACAGCAGCUGUCAGGCCAACAUUCAUUUCUGGGGUAACACUACGAGCGAUAGGCAGAGCAUCCACCCGCUCCCCCAUAUUCAGAACCUGAUUCUCAGAAGUGAAAAGAUGGCCAUAGAAAUUAGUAGCAAUAUCUGCUUUCCCUUUUUCAUUAGUUAUCCACUAACCACUCUCAUCUCUUAGGCCUGCCACAAAGUGCCGUUUACGAUGAGUCCUAGUCACCAUAUGGAAGUACGAUGUGUUUUUAUCCCCCUUCUUCAACCAGUGAACUCUGGAUUUCUGUUGCCAGUAGACUUCUUCCGCCUCCCAUUGUCUAGUUAAUUCAAUUUCUAGGCAACGGAUCACAUCCCAAUCAAUAGGGUGAAUUAGCUUGAGCCGCUCAAUUUCGCUCUGGAGAGUUUUGAUAUUGCGCAGGGAAUUAGUGGUGCCUGCUAUGCUCCAGUCGUAUAAUAAAUGACGCAGAUUCUU
This is a messenger RNA of Linum trigynum, 4404 nucleotides long. The record is from the annotation of a GenBank genome assembly. Lineage: Eukaryota; Viridiplantae; Streptophyta; Magnoliopsida; Malpighiales; Linaceae.